UCCCGAAACACCCCCCUUUUUAUGACGUCAUCCUUUUACUCUAUAUCCGUCGAUGGUCGUAAAUCACAUACUUUGCAGGACUCUGAAACGCAGCAGCUCGACGGUGCGCUACAGAAGUUGAGAUGGACCAACUUCGUCCAACACUCAUCGACUUCCAUGGAGUCUCCAUGAGCAAGUACUUCACCGACAACUGGGACGACAUACAAAACUUUCAAGCCAGACCAGAUGAUGUUGUUAUAGUUACUUAUCCUAAAGCAGGGACCACAUGGGUCUCUCACAUCCUGGACCUGCUGUAUUUUGGGCAGACGAGUCCGGAGCGGCAGAAAACCAUCCCAAUUUAUGAAAGAGUGCCCUUCCUGGAGAUCUUCAUACCCUCUCAUCCAAAAGGGACAGAGCUGGCAGACCAACUCACCACCUCUCCUCGUCUGAUUAAAACUCAUCUGCCAGUCCAGUUUUUACCCAAGUCCUUCUGGGAGCAGAACAGCAGGAUCGUCUGUGUUGUCCGAAAUGCUAAGGACUGUGCAGUGUCCUAUUAUCACUUUCACCGUAUGAACAAUGUCCAGCCAGAACCAGGAGAAUGGAGCACGUUUCUGAAGGAUUACAUGGACGGGAAGGUGGUGUUCGGGUCGUGGUAUGACCAUGUGAACGGCUGGUGGGAGAAGAAAGAGACUUACUCGAAUCUGAACGUGGUCUUCUACGAAGAUCUGGUCGAGGAUUCUGGACGAGAGCUCGACCACCUCUGUUCCUUCCUUGGUUUGUGUCCUUCGCCGGAGGAGAAAGAAAGUGUCCUGACCAAAAUGACCUUUGAAAAUAUGAAGAAAAACAAAAUGGCCAACUAUUCCACUCUCACAGUCAUGGAUCAAAAGGUGUCUCCGUUCAUGAGAAAAGGGAAAGUUGGCGACUGGAAGAACCUCUUCACCGUGGCCCAGAAUGAAGAGUUUGAUAAAGACUACAAGGAAAAGAUGAAGAACUCCACCAUCAAGUUUCGCACUGAGAUUUAGAUUGAGCUGUGCUUAAUUACAAAGAUGCAGUUACCGCAUAUCGCCACUAAAACACACCAAAGCACCAUUCUCAUGACUGAUAGGGUAUACUAGAGUCUGAGCAAGUUAUUUUUUUAUAUCAUUUUAAAUAAUGAGGAAGUUGUCUGAUUUACAUAAAUCUAUCAAAUGUCGUAUAUAAUAUAGUUUUACUGUAUAAUGUUUGCCUAGUGUAUCUGUAGUGCACGUAUGAUCUCAAGAAAACUUUCCAGUGACUCCAAUCAUUCCUACUGUUCACAUUGAUGCGUCAUCAAAAUCAUAUAAUGUCCGAUUUGAAUUUUUUAGUGCCUAUAAUCAUUAAUCACCAUGGUUUAUUCCAGGGUCUGGUAGCUGCAGUGUAAGCUUGUGUGAGUUGAUUGUGAGCACCCAACAGUGCUCACAGUGCCCGAACAUGGGUCGGGAUUCCGAGAACACCCGAUGGGACGCAGUUCUCGGCAUUCCCCGGCCAAUCAAAUGACAAUGUGAAGGCGGUUGUUCAAAAUCAAUCCUCGUGUCCAAUCCUGUAGCAAUAAUUCCAGUAAUGCUAGCCUGUGACUCAUGUAAAUAGCUUAUCCCUGUAAGUAUUUACUGAAUGAGCCUUUAUUCCUGCAAUUAAUUACCCUAAUAAAAUUGCUGUGUUAUGCCAGUUUUACCCGGAAUGUUAAGAGGUGGACAUUUAAAAGUAACGCAAUAGACGUAUCCGGUGAAGUACCGGAAGUCAACAAGCCGCUGCGGUGGUAUCUCCCUCCAGUGUACGCGCGAUUGAAUGGGAUCUGUCAAAAUAAAGUAUACAUUUCUACUUUUA
Molecule: messenger RNA, 1821 nt
Organism: Solea solea (common sole)
Lineage: Eukaryota; Metazoa; Chordata; Actinopteri; Pleuronectiformes; Soleidae
Product: cytosolic sulfotransferase 2-like
Exons: 8
Coding region: 123-1001 (292 amino acids)
Biological process (GO): sulfation
Cellular component (GO): cytoplasm
Molecular function (GO): sulfotransferase activity
Source: RefSeq, a predicted model, not a curated record